AUGCUCAUAAAGACAUAUGCUGAAGAGACUGGCAAGGAUGAUUCCCAGAUGCGCCAAGGCAAUUCCGAAAAGGAUAUACAGCUGAUGGUAUUUUACAUGGUCAUGGCGCUUGGGGCAGUUAAUGCUGCGAAUACAAUUCAGCAAAUUCGCAAACAGUCUCGCCGCAAAGAUUUACUAGGCUUCGAAGCUUCAGGGCCAUCGCCGAUAUCUCUUUGCACACGAGCUUUGCAGUUGUAUGACUACAACUCUCAUAUCUUGCAUCCGAGCGUUGGCCUCAUUCAAGUAUUCGCCUUGAUUGCAAUUUAUAGCUCUUUUGGACCGAUCGGAUCGAGCCAAUGGCAGCUAGCUGGCUUUGCAAUGAGGAUGGCUGUAGAAAUAGGUUUGCAUUGCACUGACGAGGUUUCUGACGCCCCAGAUGGGGCAAAAGAUCAACGCAAUCGUGUCUUCUGGACCAUAUACGCGAUCGAGAUUAGUCUCGCUUAUAAUCUUGGGCGCCCUCCGUCGAUAGCAGAAGACCAUAUUGCUAGUGCGUUACCAAAAUCGACAAAUGAGAAUUUGACCAGCCUGCAUUAUGUGCGGCAUCGACAACUACAAAGUCGAAUCGUGACUCAGAUCUAUGGCAUCAAUAGCAGUACUCGAAACAUGUCAGUCGAUAAAAAGGAACUCUUGAUCUUGGACUUACAAAGAGAGCUUGAUGAGUGGCAAGCCAAUAUACCAACCAACUCUCGGGACGAUGAACAAUACCCGUAUAGCUACUGGAAUCGUCUCUAUCAUGGAACAACAUUUGUCUUGCACCGAAAAAGUCCGCUCUGCCCCCGUCCCUCUUCUCAGUCUCUAGAGCGAUGUAUUAGAUCCGCUGGAAGCUAUAUCGACGACGUCAUAAAACUCCUUCGCUUUAGCAAUAUACCCCUAUCUUGGAUGUUGGUUCAGGGUGUCUUAUUUGCCGGCUUAACGAUGCUCAUAACAGCUAGAACUAGUCUGUACCAGUUAAUAUCACAUGUUGAGGUAUCCUUCUUACUGGUUGACCUUCAGUCUUGGAUCAGAAAUUGCUCCAUCUGUCUCACGAUUAUGAAUGAACGCCUGCAAGAAGAAUUGUUGUCGAAAUUGAAUUCUCAAUAUGAGCUACUGGCAAAUGAUACUCUCAGACUAAUAUCUUCAAUUAUAACCUCACAGCCCGCAAGCAGUUGCACUGAAAGCUCUGCAUUUGGAACAAAUAUGGACAAUGGCCUGGAGCUGGAUCAAGGCCUUGACAUUGACACACCAUAUGCUAAUAUGAACUUUGGGGAAGAAUAUGAUUACUUCGACAUGUUCAAAAACUUUAUGGGUCAAGACCUAACACAAACCUUUUGGAACAUAUUUCCACACGACAUGAACUUGGCACCUGAUACAGAUCUAGACGAGAUAUCCGCUAAUAUACCUAGGUAG
Molecule: messenger RNA, 1425 nt
Organism: Trichoderma atroviride IMI 206040
Lineage: Eukaryota; Fungi; Ascomycota; Sordariomycetes; Hypocreales; Hypocreaceae
Source: RefSeq, a predicted model, not a curated record